This is a messenger RNA of Aspergillus welwitschiae, 1227 nucleotides long. RefSeq lists its product as uncharacterized. The coding region runs from base 409 to 645 and encodes 78 amino acids. The transcript has a single exon. Lineage: Eukaryota; Fungi; Ascomycota; Eurotiomycetes; Eurotiales; Aspergillaceae. The record is from RefSeq and is a predicted model, not a curated record.
GUCCGACUAUUCGAUACUCCUUGGCAUAUUUCUUAUAAACAGGUCUCAGCACCAAAAUUUAGCUAGCCACCUGAUAGGUCGGUAUAUUAAAAAGUACUCCGUAGUUGAAAACUCGGCUCUCCUCCUGCCCCUGUACUUUGAUAGGCAACAAUCAAUACCUGCACGGAGGCAUUUGAUAGCUCCGAGAUUGGCAGGGUCCUGUUCCCUUCCGCGCAGAUGCGUCGGAGAGAAGUGAGCGAAUUGGUUCUGCUUGGGUUCAGCCAUCAAGACUAAAGUAGCAUUUCUGUGGGGACGACGACUAGUCAGGAAAGUCCAGGGGGGUUAACCUAACCUGAUGGUUGGAAAGCAACCUUGGUUCUUCCGAAUAAGGGGCAGUUCGUUACGGUAUUGGGAGUUAGGGGUGGGUGUAUGGAUGUCGUACGAUGGUGGUAUGUAUGUACUACUACGACCACCUACUACUUCUGUAUCUCCCUGGAAGCAACCGGACUGUUUCAGAUGCGCGAUAAGAUUCUGACAAUAUACUCGGUAGCGGAGUCUAGUACUCUUUUCAUCUUUUAUGGGGGAUUUAAUUUGGGGGCGGAUAGCAGGUGGAAGUUGGAGGUAGGUACUAUGCUCGUACGUAUGUAUAUAGAAGGACUUGCUUGACUCGAGUCAGGUGCAAGGAUCGUUAGCGCUCGAUGGUGUGUAUCCAGUAGUUGUUGGUCGAUAAUGCAGGGCGUACUGUAGGGCAUUUGUCUGCCCUACGAGGUGCAUGAUGUAUCGAUCUCGCUGGACAUUAUUAAUACGUCUCUUGGCCUCAGCAUCCUUUUAAUUCUUGGCCUCAUAGCAGGAGCGGAAUCCCAUAUAUGAUUCGUGCCAACACACUGCCCCCUUGUGCUUUAGGGGAGUUUCAACACUGCAGGUCAUCGUCUGAGAACCAGCCGUCCGGCGCCUCCAAAUUGUCCUGCUUGCAGGGAAGGGAGGGACACGGACACUAAAAUACAAUGGGGAGAUUUCCAAGAUGGUGUCACCGUGGCACGGAUAAUUAGCCAAAGCCAUCCUGCAUCUGUGCUGUGCUGACUACUAGACACAAUGGAGUCAUGGACAUUGCGACCAGGGAAGACCAAGGGGGGUGGGUGUGUAGCCCUAUGAUUCAGUUGGCUGCUUUGCUGAAGCUGGUUGGUGAUACGGUAAGCGGAUGGUACGGAAGGCGUUCCCGUAUGUAAGCAGUAGUAACAAACAUCCCUG